CUGAUCACUAACAGGAAACAUGGUCAAUGUAGGCUGUGCCUGUUGAAUGUGAGUAAAGUAGAGGAGUGUGUCUGAACGCUGCCUACUGAGUCGACAGAGGUUGAACAGAGAGGAAGCAUGGAAGCUGUGUUUAGACUGCAGGUGAUGCUAUUAGGAGUCUCUUAUGGUGUGGAAACUCACUGUGAUGGCAGACAGAAUGGAACUCAGUGUUAUGGAGCUUUGGGAGGAACAGUGGACAUCCAGCUGAUUAACAGCACCUCAGGAAUAUUUAGAUUACAGUUGAUGAAAAAUACAUUUUCAUUACUCACUGUGAGAAAUAAUAGUAUUACACUCAAUAAGACACAAGAGAAAUCUGUCUUUAUUUCCAGUAAUGGAACAUUUAGGAUGAGUAACCUGAACUGGACAGACAGUGGGAAUUAUAACCUCCAAACCUUUGAUGCAAAUGGAACAGCAACAGGCGAGCGGAUUUUAUAUUUGUUCAUUCAAGCUCCUGUGUCCUCUGUCCUGUUGGUCUCUGAGUGUCUGUCCCAGGGAGAGAUGAGGGUGUCCUGCUUCUCUGAGGGAGGGGACAGUCCUCAGUACAGCUGGACUCUGGAUGGAAGCACACUGACAGAUGCUGAGCUCCUUUCUAGAAACAAUAACAUCAUCACUCUGAAACAGCACGUCUCAGGACAUCUGGUCUGCUCAGUCAGGAACAACGUCAGUGAUGUCUCCAAAGAAGAGAGGAUAUCUACCUGUGAAGCGGGCAUUUUGCCAUUAAUUGGUGGAGUUCUCUCAGUACUGGCAAUUUUCUUAGUUGUGGGCGUAGCAGUCAUCUGUGCUCAGACGAAAAAGCAAAACAACAUACAUCCGAAAAAAGAGGAAGAAAACGACCAGGAAGUGUCCUAUAGUGAGAUCAAGAUCAUGAGGGGACAGGGGCAGAAAGUGGAGCAAAGCAUACAGUUGGAGGUGGAGUAUGGCCAAGUCAGGUUUUCACAAGGACCUCGUCUGACUGAAUCAACAGGAGAUGGUUGUUUGUAUGCCAAUGUCCGUAGAAUCAAGUGA
This is a messenger RNA of Archocentrus centrarchus (flier cichlid), 1044 nucleotides long. RefSeq lists its product as uncharacterized. Gene Ontology annotation, cellular component: membrane. The record is from RefSeq and is a predicted model, not a curated record. The transcript has 6 exons. Lineage: Eukaryota; Metazoa; Chordata; Actinopteri; Cichliformes; Cichlidae. Bases 118 to 1044 code for a protein of 308 amino acids.